Messenger RNA from Ornithodoros turicata, 1343 nucleotides. Its product is annotated as NADH-cytochrome b5 reductase 2-like. Gene Ontology annotation, molecular function: oxidoreductase activity. The record is from RefSeq and is a predicted model, not a curated record. Bases 89 to 1021 code for a protein of 310 amino acids. The transcript is spliced from 5 exons. Lineage: Eukaryota; Metazoa; Arthropoda; Arachnida; Ixodida; Argasidae.
AGACCAUCAAAAUAUACUCGCACGUUCAGGAACAGGUAUCUCCUUGGAAGAAGAAUAAUAAGCGUUGCAGCUGCCAAGAACCAUACGCAUGUAUUCAUGGCCAGGAAGCGUGAAAGGACCCUUCCCAGGACACAGCCGUCUCGCAGUUGCUGUGGCGCUCGGAGCUGUCGGUGUCCUUCUAGUCCUCUGGGCGCUGAAACGUCGACAGAGAGGCGUCGAAGCGGGAAAGCUGUUGUUGGACCACUCGCAAACCUACAGCGUUUCGCUGCUGGAACGCCACGAGAUCACCCAUAAUACACGGCUCCUUCGGUUUGCUCUGCCCCAUUCGGAACAGACAUUGGGUCUUCAGGUGGGGAAGCACAUCUACGUCCACACCAAGAUAAAUGGGAAACUUGUCGUGCGGCCUUACACUCCCGUGAGCCUCAUAGACCAGAAGGGAAGCUUCGAUCUCAUCGUCAAGGUGUACUUCAAGAAGAACUCUCUGGGCUAUCCCGACGGUGGAACCAUGUCUCAGUACCUUGAUUCUCUGCGUCCAGGAGACCGCGUACAAAUUCAGGGUCCGAAGGGACGCAUGGAGUACAAGGGAAGAGGUGUGUUUUCGUUCCACAAUGGCCUCGUUAUCCACGAGGCAACCUCCGUGGGCAUGAUUGCUGCGGGUACAGGUGUGACGCCCAUGUUGCAGCUUCUGCGUGGGAUCUUUCACGAUGAAGAAGACCACACUGUGGUGUACAUGGUAUUCGUGAACCACAGCGAACGGGACAUCAUCAUGAAGGAAGAACUGGACGACCUGCAGCGGUCCUUUCCCGAGCAGUUCAGAAUCUUUUACGUGGUCACGAAGCGAUCGUCAGCCUGGUUGUACGGGAGCGGCCGCCUGAAUGCUGGACAUCUCAGGGGACACCUGCCUCCACCUGGGAAAGAGACGGUGAUUUUGAUCUGUGGACCCCCCGGCUUUGUGAAGGGCGCGUGCCAGCCGUCCCUUAACAAGCUCUGUUACAAUGCUGGGAAAGUGUACGUGUACUGAUGACAAGCGGGGUGCUGAGCGAUAAGAAGGAGCUUUUAUGAAAUAGCAAUUAGUUUUGCGUGGUGGGAAUUGAUGUUGUGAAGCUGUUCUGCUAGGAGAAAGGGAAAAAAAGAAAAGAUAAGGGGAAAAUAAACGUACGUUUUUUUUUAGAAAUAGCAGAAAAGAAGGAAUAAAGUCAUACUAGCGCAGAACUGCUUCCCUUUGCUGAGUCUCCCUAUAAAUAUAUAUGAAGUCUAUAUUAUGUACAUAUAUAUACACAUGUAUAUAGUAUGUACAGUACGUACGUAUGUUGCAGUAUGUAUACACAGUCAUAUAAGCUGUA